GCUGAAAUGAGCAUUCGUGUCAGUGUGUUUUGUCUCCCAGCUCAAUCUCUCCUAUUUUCCCCUUCCUUAUUUGAUUACAGGCAACAUACUGGACAGUAUGCUGCUGAGAGCAUCCAGUAAGGAGGCAGUGGAGAGUGGGAAGGAAACGUUUGGCAGCACGGCUCCCGCUUCAUCCUCCCAGAGAUUCCUGUGGUGUCACUGUUACCACCACUGCCCAGAAGACUCAACCAAUAACACAUGCAGAACCGAUGGCUACUGUUUUACAAUGGUCGAGGAGGAAGGAGGUGUGUCCAUCCAGACUGCAGGUUGCCUCGGGCUGGCUGGGUCAGAGUUUCAGUGUAGGGAUACGGGCAUCUCACGUCACAGAAGAUCUCUAGAGUGCUGCACAGAUGAAGAUUACUGUAACAAAUACCUGCAUCCCACCCUGCCACCGCUCAAUCCACCCCUCUAUGUCGAUGGGAAGAUCCACCAUAUGGCAUUAUUGAUUUCCGUCACCGUGUGCAGUAUUAUAUUGGCUGCCAUUAUCGUCUUCUGCUACUUCAGGUACAAGAGACAAGAGUCCCGACCUCGGUACAGCAUCAGUCUUGAGCAGGAUGAGACUUACAUUCCUCCCGGAGAAUCCCUGAAGGAUCUGAUAGAACAAUCCCAAAGUUCUGGUUCAGGCUCAGGGCUCCCCCUGUUGGUCCAGAGAACAAUAGCCAAGCAGAUUCAAAUGGUGAAGCAGAUAGGCAAGGGGAGGUAUGGAGAGGUGUGGAUGGGCAGGUGGAGGGGAGAAAAAGUGGCUGUCAAAGUUUUUUUCACCACCGAGGAGGCGAGUUGGUUCAGAGAGACUGAAAUCUACCAAACUGUGUUAAUGAGACAUGAAAACAUUCUCGGAUUCAUCGCUGCAGAUAUCAAAGGAACUGGCUCUUGGACCCAGCUCUAUCUUAUCACUGACUACCAUGAAAACGGAUCUCUGUAUGACUACCUCAAGUCAACCACUCUGGACAAUAAGGCCAUGCUGCGCUUGGCCUACUCAUCCGUGUCAGGGCUCUGUCACCUCCACACGGAGAUCUUUGGCACUCAGGGCAAACCUGCUAUUGCUCACAGGGAUCUGAAGAGUAAGAACAUACUGGUUAAAAGAAAUGGCACCUGCUGUAUAGCCGAUUUGGGACUGGCUGUAAAGUUCAUCAGUGAUACAAAUGAGGUUGAUAUCCCUCCCAACACUCGAGUCGGUACAAAGCGCUACAUGCCCCCAGAGGUUCUGGAUGAGACGCUGAACCGGAGCCACUUUCAGUCAUACAUCAUGGCCGACAUGUACAGCUUUGGACUCAUCCUCUGGGAGAUCGCUCGACGUUGUGUCUCAGGAGGAAUCCUUGAAGAGUACCAGUUACCAUAUCACGAGUUAGUUCCCACAGACCCCUCUUAUGAAGACAUGAGGGAGGUAGUAUGCAUUAAGAAACUUCGACCAUCCUUCCCAAAUCGAUGGACCAGUGAUGAGUGUUUGAGACAGAUGGGGAAGCUGAUGACAGAAUGCUGGGCCCACAACCCAGCCUGCCGCCUCACAGCUCUACGGGUCAAAAAGACACUUGCCAAAAUGUCAGAAUCACAGGAUAUCAAGCUGUGAGUUGGCACUGCCCAGCUGUGCAUAGAAAGUGCACUGAUCACACUGGCUCUGGUCCAGGCCACAUUAGCCUUCAUUUCUGGGAAAAAAAGGAGAGGCAUCUAAGGAGAUCAUCUGAUCCCUAACUGAAUCCAAAUGCCCAGAACUCUGCAACCCAAGUCCUGUUGAAAGCAGUCAUUGCCCCAGUUUGGUUCAUCAAAGAGGAUAGAAGGAACAUCAUUUCAAAUUAGUUUCAAGGCUCUAAAACCAGGCCUAGGUCCCUGUUUAAAUGCUCCAAAUUGGCUGGAAGAAGAUGAUGAGUUUGACAUGAGGUUGUAGCUGCAGAGAUAGUCAAACAGGCUACUGACCAGUAAGUGGAAUACUUUAUUUGUGCUUUCUGUGAAAGCUAUCCUACCUGUAGAUGAAGGUCUGCUUGAUAGAAGUGAAGGGAUGUGCUUUAAAGCAACCUUUCUAAACACUUAUCACCCCACUACUGGCUUUAUAUUGUUAUUGAACACAUUUUUGUCACUCUUAAAUGGACUGCUUUUUUCUUUUUUUGGUUGCAAAGAUUGACACUAUGUGACAGAAGUAUUUUGAGGCUUUACUGUUAUAUAUUUUUUCUGGUGAUAAAGUUUGUAGACACUGAAGAGAUGCUAAAUUUGUAUGUGAGUUGUGAUAGGCUAAUUAAAGUUGCAAAAGUGUGUUUUACAUGUAAAACUCAAUCUCUAUAAUAAGUCUAUAUGUGCAAAAAUAAAGGUUAUAUGUUCAAGUGUAUUCACCAUGAAGGGUCUGAUGGUAUAUGUGUUUCUUUUCUCAAUAAAACUCUGACACAUAAAUGG
This is a messenger RNA of Menidia menidia (Atlantic silverside), 2421 nucleotides long. The record is from the annotation of a GenBank genome assembly. Lineage: Eukaryota; Metazoa; Chordata; Actinopteri; Atheriniformes; Atherinopsidae.